Ramularia collo-cygni is the source of this 1122-nucleotide messenger RNA. RefSeq lists its product as uncharacterized. Gene Ontology annotation, molecular function: ethanolamine kinase activity; choline kinase activity. The record is from RefSeq and is a predicted model, not a curated record. Gene Ontology annotation, cellular component: cytoplasm. Bases 1 to 1122 code for a protein of 373 amino acids. Gene Ontology annotation, biological process: phosphatidylethanolamine biosynthetic process; phosphatidylcholine biosynthetic process. Lineage: Eukaryota; Fungi; Ascomycota; Dothideomycetes; Mycosphaerellales; Mycosphaerellaceae. The transcript has a single exon.
AUGCAGUCCUCCGACAAGGAACUCACAGUCCACAAGGCCCUACAACUUGUCUCUCCUUUCUUUGAAACAGAAUGGCCUCUUACAGAUGAGGAAUUGGUCAGCAUACGACCAAUCCGAGGCGGCUUUGUCAACACUCUUCACCUCCUGAGUCGAAGCAACCUUGCAGUCAAUGAACCGGCAGCUCUUCUCAUCCGACAAUUUGGUCAAAACGAUGACGAGGACAACGAGGAGCCAUCUACCRCAGACGCCAGUCUUUCAGCUGCAGAACAAGCCAUCAUGUGUUAUGAGAUGGGCAGAAGAGGCUGGGGUCCAAAACUAUACGGCGUAUUCCCAGGCGGACGAGUAGAGGAGUUCAUCGACUCACACACCUUGACCGCAGCGGAGUCGAUGAAUGCAAAGAUCCGGCAAGACGUUGCCCGGAGCUAUGCACGCCUACACACCCUCCAACUCCCCUUUGCAAAGCAAACUCACAAAAACGCCGUGUCUGAGAUGAUGGAGAGCAUGGCGAAGCAGAAAGUAUUGGAGAAGGGACUCAAGCGAAUGAGCGACAAUCAAGAAGCACGAAAUCUCAGGAAGAUGAUCCGCUCCACCGACUGGACCUGGGCCAAAGAUUUGGAGUGGGUCACAAAAUUCUUCGUCUUGCGUGAGUGUAAGCCGACGCUCACCAUCGGAGACGCAAACUACCUCAACAUCCUGGUCAAAACCUCUCCCAGUGAUGACUGCCAGGUCAUGCUCAUCGACUACGAGACGGCUGCAUACAGCUAUCGAGGGAUCGAUAUCGGCGGUCACUUCAACGAGCGACAAUACUGUUGGGAUGAUUCAGAGAGUAAUUUGUCGGGUAUUUCGCCGCCCGAUCUCGACGAACAACGCUCGUUCUGUGCUUCUUAUCUACAAGAGCUCCAAGCUUUGGGAGAGAAGCUUACCGAGAACGACACCGUAGAGCACCUACUGAAGGAAUCUCAAAUCGGACGGCUUUAUCAUAUGUUAUGCUCGGUUGCUUUGUGCUUUCGAGGAGGUAACGCCGACGAGCUAGAAUGGGCUGGAUCAAUGGGCGGUCUAACUCGUCUUAUGGAAUCUUACAUUCAACUAUAUCAUGAGUUUUUGGACAUGUACCCUGUUUAG